This is a messenger RNA of Scophthalmus maximus (turbot), 9059 nucleotides long. It is a transcript of the gene znf831, whose product is annotated as zinc finger protein 831. The record is from RefSeq and is a predicted model, not a curated record. Lineage: Eukaryota; Metazoa; Chordata; Actinopteri; Pleuronectiformes; Scophthalmidae. The coding region runs from base 345 to 5762 and encodes 1805 amino acids. The transcript has 4 exons.
GCCACCCACCCCCACUCAGCCACCCAACCAGCCAGCCGUUCUGCUUCUCUCACUCUCCUCCUCUCUGCCUCACCACUUUCAUAGUGCAUCUUUUCUCUCAUUUGCAUUUGUUCCGCUUCCUUGUGACUUGUGUGAGUUCAUGUAAAAUAGCUGUGUGUGAAAAUCAGAUUGGAGAGGAGCACCCGGCCUGGAUGAUCAGACUGAAAAUAGCAGGUGCACUGAGGAAUUGGGCUGCUCAGGGUACAAGACUCUCUAAGCUGGAUAAGUGUUACUGAUUCAAAUGAAAAAGCGAGACGGUAAUUAGAGACCUGGCACUAGUACAUCACGACAGCAGCAGUGUUACCAUGGAGACUGGCAAGCCAGGAUGUGCACCAGUGCACAACAACUCCACUGCAGCGCAGACAGAAAAAAGGAUGGACAUCCAGGCCCCGCUGACAGCUGUUUACAUCCACACAAUGCCUGCUCUGCCAGUACAGCCUUAUCCGCAGCUUCCUGCAGCUGCACGGGAACCAGCCAUACUCCAUCUGGCCAUGCCGCCGCUCUACUCCAAGGAGAUGCUUCCCUUUCUGACUCUCCAUAUUGCUGGUGGGCUGCAUUCUCCGCCAGGACUGAGUGUGGCAGCUUCCACUCCAACAGCCAGACCCAAAUCAGCAGGAAAGCAUUUGUGCCCUCACUGUGGACGGGACUGCAUGAAGCCGAGUGUGCUGGAAAAGCAUCUCCGCUGCCACACAGGGGAGCGGCCUUACCCCUGCACCAUUUGUGGAGUUUCUUUUAAGACUCAGAGCAACCUCUACAAACAUAAGCGUACUCAGGCUCAUGCCCGCCUCUCAUCUGAGUCAGAUCAGAGCAGCCUGGGUAGCUUAGACAGCAUGUACAGCUCCAGAGAGACUCAUUCCUCCAGUCUGUCUCUGGAUGAGCACAGCGAGGAGUCGGGCAGCAGGGAGAAGGAUGCCACAAUACCUGUUGCUGAAAUUACCUGUCCAGCCAAUACUACAGAGGUCUUUUCUAUAAAGACACAAGGGUCAGUCUGUGAAAAAAAAGACUUGACCCCUGCAGGUCAAGUCCCAGAUCCAAAUGAAAGUGCAAAGGUAAGAAAAGUUGAGGAAAAACUGCGGAUGAAAAAUGAACAACCUCUUUUGACUGUUGGUCGACAUCUUCCCCUUCGGAGACAGAAGGCCACUCUGUUCUCCAAACAGUGGGACAGCUCUGUAUCCAGAGGAAAAUCAAAGAGCCACGAGAGCACAGACUCAGGCUUCAGUGAAAGCAGCGACCACUACCCGAGCCCUGGCAGUGUUUGGCCUGACCACAGUUUGGAUUCUCUCCCUGAAUCCAAUAAAGAGCAUCUUGAAGAAACCACCAACACACACAUGCCCUCAGAUCCCAGCCAAGGUGCACAGGAGCCUAAAAACACUGCAAAGGAGCAGGAGCAGAAGACACUGGAGGAGCGAAUAUCGAAGCUGAUUUCUGAGAAUACAGCUGUUGUGGAGGACAAACAGCUGGAGAAUGUAAGGCCACGGAAGACAGUUCUUUCAAAGCAGGGUAGCAUUGACCUACCUAUGCCUUACACGUACAAGGACUCUUUUCACUUUGACAUGAGGCUCAGUAAGCCUCCAAACGUUGGGUUACAAAGAAACAGAAAUCCUGGAUUGUACAGCUCUGUGCCCACUCAGCACUCCAUCACCAUGGAGCAUGUCCCCUUAACCCGCAGCAACUCCCUCCCUUUCAACGUCACCCUCCUGCAGCCCGAGGGCAGCAUUCCAUCCUCCUCCUAUCAGGGCAAUGUAACACUUGUUUGCAGGGGAAGCUCCGGCCAGAUCAAUCCAGCAGGUUUUGCAAUCAAGCCUGUGAAACAACAGUCAUCCACCCACCGCCCACUGGUCAGACAGACAGCCGUAGACUGCAACCACGCAACAGACGGUGUCUUCAUGAAUUCCUCUGUGGAGGAGGCAAGCACCGGCAGUCUCAGCUGCGAUGGGGAUGGUGGUGACAUUUGUGGAGAGCCAAGCAACAGAAAGUUCCGGAGGAAGAAAGCACAGAAGUUUGCAUACAACAAGUGGUACAUGUAUGGGGGAGGAACAUUUAAGAAGCUCUACAAUACAGAAAAAGGAGUUGAUAACAAUGUUAAAAAAGGCAGGAAAUGUAUUAACCCAGUACACAAGGCUUUCCAGGGACCACAAAAAAAGUUGUCAACUGAUUAUAAAGAGACAGUUACAUCAAGUUCAACGAGUAGCAGGACAACAGUGUGCCAUCCUGGCUGCCCUCCUACGAAGCUAUCUCUUGUUUCUACUGUGGAUUUUAAUACAAGAACUAGCCAGCUUUAUUCAUCGUGCAGCUCUCUUAAGACUCCAAUCCAGAGAAAUAUGUCUUUGUCCAUACUAUCAUUAUCUUCAACUGGAUCGCUGAUGAGCCAAAAAACAGACAGCAAGAGCAGCGGCGAGGCAGGGACAGACGAAAAAAACACUGAUCCUGUCUCUCAGCUCUGUGAGGCUCAUUUUCCCUCCUAUAUGAAAAAGCAGAGAACUGAUGACAAAAUCAUUUGCCCGCUUCAGAUGAAGGCCACCCCAAACACACUGACUCACCCCACUCCCUCUGUGACUUGCAGUGCACCUCAGCAGGAGACAAAUUUCAGUUAUAUCAACUUCCAGAAACACCAAAAACACACUCAGCUAAAAGGAGCUCUCUUCUCGCCAUGCAUAAUCAAUGCAAAUGCACCGUCAGUUAGCACCCCGCCAGCCACUUCCAUCCCCUCCGAUGCCAAGACCAGCUUCCUGCCGAAGUACCAGCUCAAGUUACCCAAUGCUGCUGAACCUGAUUCAAAUACUUCACCACAUGUUGUGGGUAAACCAAUAGGAACUGAUAGCAGCACUUCCACCUCUCAGGCUCAGCAAACCUCGCCCUCAUUCACAACUCUUGAAAAGAACUUUAGUGAUCCUGUCACAUCACCAUUGAUGCAAGGUUGUGAUUUCACAAAGACAAAUGCUUUUAAUUCCACACAACUUCGCUUACCGUGUACAACCACAACCCAUUGUCAACCUGAAACAUCAAGAUUCAACGAAAAUGUGACAUCUAGUCUACCGGUGGUGCACAGGCAAAUAGCAGCAACCACAAUAACCACAGCAUGCCUAAAAGAUUAUCAGGAAGGAUUAUGCAGCACAUCAACACAGCCUUCGAAAUCUGCACUUGUGCAGUUUCCUGGACCUGUUGCACCUGUGGUUGUGAACUUUCCUCCUAUGCCUAUGACCACAGUGAGAAAUCAAACAUCUGCUGCUGCCAUUAAAACCUUCUCACAAUGUCAACUUAACUCUAACCCUUCUCUGUCACAUUCACAACUCUUGCCAGAACCACACCAGGUACACCCUGUAAACAGAGCACAUUCCAACCUAAACUCGCCAAAAGUAACUUGUAACAUCGUAUCAUAUGACCAGGUGCAACCAGCUGCUCAGAAUGUGUUUCACGUUCACACGGCAGAUCUCCAGAUCUGCCUUCAGAUCAUAUCUGACGAGCAGCUGGCUCUCAUUGAACCACAGAUUGAGCGGCAAGCGGAUAGCAGCCACUCACAGAGACGGGACAUGGAAGCUUUGGACCCUGAAGAGAUCCAAAACAAAGCUCAAAGCACUGUCGCCAAGGGAAAUAACAAUGCGAGAAGUGACCACCGACAGCUGGGAUAUCAGUUGGACAAAAGUGAAUCUUUACCCACACUUAACAUGGAGGGAAUAAAACAUCCACUGUCUGCCCACUUUAGGGAAGCACAGCCAAAUAUCCACACGACAGAACACAGAAAUUCCUGUCAGGCUACAGAAUCAGCUGAAGCUAAGCCUCCUGAAGUUCCAGGCUUUAUGUUACACUCACACAAAUGCAGUCAUGUGAACACAGCCACAGAGGCUCUGAGCUCUGCAGCCGAUGUCAUGUCAACUGCUGCUUCCCUUGAAGGUGGACAGUUAGGGAGGGGCCAAGCUUCAGAGGAGGAACAAGCCCUUUCUCUGAACCACUGUGCUGAGGAGCAACUAUUGCUGGACACGAGUGUCAGUCAAGGUGGAUUGCAACCACUGUCUGGCCAACAAAAGCUCAGAAUGACCUGUCUUUCGCCCAACACAGUAAAUCAGAAAAGCUUGAAAAGUGAACUACUGGGCAAGAAACCCCAUCAUGGAGCCUCAUGUGAUGCUAACAUAAUGAAAGCCAAGUGUGAGGCCUCUGCAUUCAAAAGCAGCAGGUUAGAAAGUGGAGAAGCGCUCCCCUCUCUGCAGGGUAAGCUCAGUCUGGCCUUUGGUGCUGCAUGUGCAAAUGAACUCUCUGGGUCCAUCAAUAAAUGCAAAUCUCCAAGACGGUCGAACCCACAAUCCAUCUGCUACAGUAAUCCCUUAGAACCUAUGUCAUCAGAGACUCUGAAUCCGUCGAAACAUGAAAAGAGGGGCUGUGACAGGGAGGGACCUUCGGACAAUUCUGUCGCUUUACUGGAAAUGACUAUCUGUGAUUCACAGGAUGUAAUCUGUUCAGCCAACUCAGAAAAACAAGUGUCUCUGUUUACUUCAGUGUCUUCUAACAUCCAGGAUGAAAGACCUAAAGACAUACCAGCCGUGCUUCCAAGUAGUCAGAGCACUGCUGCAGGGUUUAUGGAUGGAGACUGCCUGGCGAGAUGUGCAGCCCAGAAGCUGCAGACACGUGGACCUGUAGGUACCCCUGGGCAGUCGGAUAGCAUGGAUUGGAGGCCACAGCUGAGCCAAGAGGCUGGAGAGACAAUCCACCAAAGAAUAGAUGGGCAGGGUGGUGGAGGAGUGAUGAGAGAGGAUGAGGCCAGGGUAAUUAAGAGGGACCAGGCGCCAGGACAGUGGGGCAACACCAGGUCUAACUGCGGAUACACAGUUUUAUCAGAUAUGACAAAGCCAGAGGGAGAAGCUACAGAGGUCAAGGUGGAUUCCUUUAAAAACUCUUGCCUAUCUGAGCACCAUCCUCAGCAUCUUUCCCAGACGCACUCAGGAAUGUCUGAGUAUCCUCCACAGAGCUCUCAGCAAACUCCAAGCACAUCAAAUAACCUUAAUUUAUCAGCCAGCGGCAGUCAGACUAGUCUUUUCAGUUCUCCACAGCCCCCACUGGAAAUGAACAACUUGUAUUUCUCACAACAACACUGGGAAAGCAGCACCACCCAUAACCAACAAACACAGAUCUUAUGGGAAUCAAAUUCAAGUGAACUUAGCAACACACAGGCCCAAUUCAAAGAAACACAAAGUGUUUUUUCACAAGUUGAGUCCAGCCCUCAGCUCACAACAUUUUCACACCAGGACCAAAAGCAGCAAGGAAAUACUGAAGGUAACAAAAGCCCGGCAUUAUGCCAUGACACAUUAGAAACUCACAAAAACCCAAGGCUCUCGCCUGAUAUCAAAACACCAUCCACCACACAGCACUGCCAAGUUUCUCGUUCUCUUCAAGUUGGUAGAGCGUCUGCUGGAUGGACGGGAAACACCCAGGCGUCAAACACCAAUAUACUGGGUAAUAAUAUUGGGGCCCCAUUAAAUCCCUUUACAUACCCAGAGCCCGAGCAGGACAACAAGGAUCUAGCACCGGAUGAUUACAUGACGCACAGCAGUAACUCUGGGAGACCUGACAUUACCAACAAAUACCAGCCUUUAUUCUUGGCUGGUCAGCUUCAAGGGUACCAACCAGCUGAGAGCCUGACUAGUGGAUUGAGGCCUGUGCAAAGCUGCCAGGACUAUCGAGAAGAAACCAGCAGUAGUGACGAUGAAGGGAAGCUUAUCAUUGAGCUUUAGGGGAAAUGUGAGCCUAUGGAAUGCCAUUUGAAUUUAUAUUUGCAGUAGAUUCAUAUAUUUUUCCAUAGCAAAAUUGACUCGGAAGCAGAGAUAAUAUCAAUGGCUGAGUUGACUGAGUUAAAUAAAAUAAAUAAAAAUAUUAACCCUAACCCAAAACGAAAAAAAUACUUAUUGUUAUUCAAGUUGUUUGACUUCAAUAUAUUUACCCCACUACAAAUAAUACACUUAAAGGUCAGUGGGCACCUCUGCUGCAUUCAUAUUUGAGUGUAAUUAAAAUUGGCCAAGUGAGAAAAACUGCUGGCGUAAAGAAUGUCAGGUACAACAUCUACUACAUGGCAAAAACCAUCAGAGAAGUCAAUAAACCAGUCACAAAAAAGCUGCACAGUCACUAUUUGGGGCAGCUGUGGCUCAGGAGAUAGGGAUGGUCAUCCACCAACCUAAAGGUUGGUGGUUCGAUCCCUGAUUCCCCCAGUCUGCGUGCCGAUGUGUCCUUGGGCAAGACGCCAAACCCUAAAUUUCCUCGGAUGCUACUUCCGGCAGCAUAUGAAUGUGACAUAUAAAGUCUGGUAUAGCCUGGCAUAUACACUCAAAUGUGUAUUAGUCCAAGAAAUAUCCAAGAGGCGUUACCAACGGACGCAGACCAGACUGCCUCCAGAUGCAAUCAGAUCGAUGAAUCAUGUGACGUCUCUUGAGUGACGCGAAAAUGUCAACAGACAGCAGAGCAGAGAGGAGAUGCCUGUGAUGAUGAUUCCACAAUGUCUAUGAAUGAGUGUUGCCGUUUUUGUUGGAGAAUUUUGAAAUGAUAUGAUACUUUUAAUCAAAUGCUAGUUCAUUAGUGUCAUGCCUUGGUUGUUUACAAAAGUGUCUUCUCUCUGCGUCAUGGUACUAACCCCGCCCAUUACCAGAUAAUCGGUAAUGGGCGGGGUUAGUACCAUGAUAAACUGGUUUAUUGACUUCUCUGAUGGUUUUUGCCAUGUAGUAGAUGUUGUACCUGACAUUCUUUACGCAAGAUUUCUGCUGGUGCGAAAUCACUUUCCAAUGGAGGGGAUCCAGACCAUAGUCUGGCAGAGCAAAUGAAAAGAGCUCCCUGAAUUCGUCUGGAUCCCAGGCUACCCCUAAAUAUUAGCACUGCAUAAAUGUGUGUUGAUGGGUGAAUGUGACUUUUGCUAAAGCACUUUAAGUGGUCAAUAAACUAGAAAAGUGUUAUAUAAAUACAGUCCAUUUACCAUUUCUGGCCCCACGCUUGCUAGAAGAACAUUUAUCAAAACAGAAAAGUGUCAAUGACAUGUAAGCUGCUUCCCAAUUCAGGGACCGCCCCUUACUGAGGAUGAAGCCUACACUGCCAAUGGAGGCCAUUGCCUUUGUCGUCCACGUAGACCUCGACGGCCGAACCAAAAUGAAAAAUACUGUUAAAAGUAAUUUACAUGUGCAGUGGUUUGGAUUGGAUAAAAAUAUGACCUAUAAGUACAGUGUUGUAUGGAUGUGGAGUAAAAUAUAAGUAAUAAAUAUGAAACAUAAAUACACAUAAAUAUAUAUACACACAAACAUAUAUAUGUACACAUAUACAUAUACACUACCAUACAUACAGAAAAAGACAGACAUUAAAUAUCUAGCUAUUGUUCAUUGAACAGUUUUUUUUCUUCUUUCUUUAAACCAGUCCAGUUUUAUAAAGUGAAACAAAACACAACAAUGUUACUCAGUUUUCCUUCACGCCAACGUCAGGUUUGUAUAAUCAACUUUUUCACAACUUGUCGUAUGUUCACGUUCGAUAUAUGGAUUUAAAAUGAGAUACAUAUUACCAAUAAAAUCACCACAGUCAAAUGACACAUAAGUCUACCUUUGAACCUCCUAAAGUAGAGAAUGUAGGUUUUGAGAGCUUUUGUUUCAAAGGAUGUAUGAAACAGAAGCAGUAAAAUACAGCAUCUCCAAAAAUCAUCAUGUUACAUGAUAUUUUUAACAAUUUUUAAGGCCCUCUGCUUUUCUAAACAUGUGUACCCUUAGCUACACAUUAAAUUUAGAUAUAAUUGAAGGCUGAUACAUUUAAAAGUGUAUUCUCCGUUCACCUUAUCAUUGGUCAUCAUUAUCUCCCUUCUAAAACUAGGUUGGGUCUGAAAGGUUUUUGUCCUGCACUAAUUGUCUGUUAACAUGUGAUAACAUCAAUACAUGAAAUGAAAUUUUUCAUUUAAGAAUAACACACUAUCACUUGAAAACAGCAUAGCUAUUUGUCUGUUAGCAGUGACUGCUGGCUUCAGGUCUUUGCUGCAUGGCCACACAAGUGUUGACAGAAAUCUUGUGGCCCUUUCUGCUAUUUAACCCAACAGAUGCGAUUACUUCUUUCCCCAGAAAUGCUGUGGGACUUCAGUUCGGCUGACACACAUGCUUACACACAUCUGUCAUUAGUUGUGUCUGCCUUCCCACACUCACUCACUCUCUCAAUAAUUGUAGUCUGUCACACUCUCUAGCCUUCGCACCUGUGUGUGUGAUUCAUGUUCACGUGCUGCCAGAUACCCAUCAAGUGGAUCUCAGCUGCCAAUCAGAUCAACCAGGCAUUGGCUGGAAUGGCAUGACCCCUUUCCCAGUCUGGGUUUUGUAAUGAGUCAGCAGCUAUGACAAGACACCGGAGCUCAUGUAACAGGAAAUGGGCGGAUGUGAACAUUUCUGUACAUAAAUCCACAGGUAUGACUCAUCUUCACUCCUCAGCCCAUUAGUGGCCAUAAAACCUUUUGGACUUGAGAUAGUGCUGAAUGAGGUUUUUGUCGGGUGAAGUUGUUCAGGCCUGUUGAUAUGUUAUAAUGUAAUCAUAACUGACAAAGCAAAUGUAGAAAAAUAAGAGGUAGGCUACAUUAAACUGUACUCUUAACCAUUUUAUUUUAUGUCAUUUUAGUUUUUGCCAAAGACCUUUCGCUGUUAUUUCUAUGGAAAUCAAGCCAGUCAACUACACGAAUGACAGUGGUUUAUUGUUGAAUCUCUUAGUAAAACACAACACAUUGUUUACGGGUUGUUCAAAUUGUCCCAGAAUCUAAAACUGAAUUGAUGUAAGCUGUACUGUAUUGACAGCUUACUUACAACUUCAACUUGUUGUUAGCGGUGCAUGCAAGCUCAGUGAUUGGAUGUUUUUCUUCAACGUUACUUUUAUCAAAUAAACACAUAUUUUCCAGUGCAGUUUUUCAUCUUUUGUACUGAUGAUUCAAUCAGGUCACACUGAUCAAAGUUGAAGAAGUCCUCCAACUUGUAAGAUGUAACAUUGUCUUUUACUUCCAGAAAACAAUGUGCAUGAUGAAUAAAUCCAUCACUUUA